AACUGUGCUCGUGGGCAGCGUGAGGACCACACCUUGAAAGCUAAAUAUUGCACUAUUGUCCUCCUUCAGCUCUCUCGUGUGUCAUCAUGAGCUUCCAGGACAUUGAAACUGGCUCUGCACGUACGGGACAGUCAAGUUCGACAGCGCUUCAGCCGCGUGAAGAGUCUGCGUUUCUUUCCUUGCAAUCGUCACUUUCACUCCAAGUGUUCAAGAUAAAUUCGAAUGUUCAGGGUAUUCUCAAGCUCGUCGACCAACUUGGCACCACAAAGGACUCUGCCACGCUCAGGAAGUCACUACAUGACCUCACCGAAACGACGAGGGCUAUGGCCAAGCGAGGCUCUGAGGACUUGAAGAAGAUUGCUUCAACAGCUACGGCAAGCCCUCAACACAAGACCUCAGUUCAGAAAAUAUCACAUGACUUGCAGCUGUCUUUGGUGGCAUUUCAAAGAGCACAACAAUUUAGCGCAGAGCGCCAGAGAACAGUGGUGGAAGGGGUGAAAAUAGCAGUAGAAGACGAGCACUAUGAUGAUACAUCGCGCCAACGAGAGCCAAGCGCGUCUCCCCGACUACGUCAGGCUCAACUUCUUCAGUCCCAGCUUUCUCCGCACGAACUCGCGUACCAAGAGUCUUUGAUUCAAGAACGAGAAGCGGAAAUUCAAGAGAUCGAGUCCGGUAUACAUGAAUUAUCGGAGAUAUUCCGUGACCUUGGGACACUUGUCAACCAACAAGGCGGCAUGAUUGAUAACAUCGAAUCAAAUGUGUAUUCCAUCGCUGUAGAUACCCAAGGGGCAGCCGAGGAGCUUUCGACUGCUUCCGAGUACCAACGUAAAGCGGGGCAACGUGCAGCAUGUCUCAUGAUCAUUCUCGUCAUCGUCGUUGCAGUUGUUCUUCUGGCUAUUUUGUCAUAGAUGUUGCCUUGUGUCAUCGCCUCUCAUACCUUUGCUAGUUUUCUGUUGGCCGAUGGAUUAUGGACCUCGCCGUGGAUGUUUCAUGAAGUGUUUUUAUUUCUAAUGUCUAUUUUUUUUUUAUCAAUUUUGGUGCGAAUGAUAGUACCCUCCCCAGUGAAUGCAUGUGUGGUAAGUUAGAACGAGGAUGGCAUAAAUUCUAGUCACGGAUAAGUUUUUCUCGAUGUGUGAUACGUGCGUACAUAGUCUUACGUAGAAAUCAGUGUCUAUAUCUUACAUAAAAUGAUCAAUAUUGCUGCAGCGUUUCUUAUUUCU
Molecule: messenger RNA, 1220 nt
Organism: Suillus subaureus
Lineage: Eukaryota; Fungi; Basidiomycota; Agaricomycetes; Boletales; Suillaceae
Product: t-SNARE
Exons: 6
Coding region: 87-908 (273 amino acids)
Biological process (GO): Golgi to vacuole transport; vesicle fusion; intracellular protein transport
Cellular component (GO): SNARE complex; membrane; endomembrane system
Molecular function (GO): SNARE binding; SNAP receptor activity
Source: RefSeq, a predicted model, not a curated record